UUUUUUCUCUUUAUCACGCCGGUUCACCAUCACAUUUUCCAUUAAAUCCCCUCAAUCUUAAUUUUGAGCAAAUUAAUGAAAUCAUAUCUCUUGUUUAACCUAAAUUCAUCGUUCGUUUAGACCAAUUCUUGUUCGAAUUGGGUUCCUACUGAUAUUUACAUGAGUUAUUGGGGAUUGUUCUUUCUUCUUGCAUCAAUUUGCAAUCCUUAAACCUUUUCCACGCCUUUGUUCAUCACUUCCAGAAAAAAAAAAACCCAUUUCAAUAACUGCUGACCAAUCUAGAAAUUGAAUUCACUGGCCGAAACCCGAAAAUCAUCCAAGAAAAAAUGCGAGCAUCGCUACGCUUAGUGUUCUCCAUAAACCAAUCAACCAAAUGUCCCCACUUUCGUAAGAACCCAAAUGGUUUAUCAUCUUUGCAGCCCUUUUCUUCGAGCUCCACAAGCAAUGACGGCAACAAUCCAAAUGAUUGGGGAAGCAGUUUCGGCGGUGGCGGCGGCGGCGGAGGAGAUGAUAACUUAGGAUGGGACACCCCUGAUUCCUCGUGGUCCACUGGGCUAACGAAAGAGCACUUUGACGGCGAGGUUGUUGGCCAGCAGGUCACGCCAGGGCAGGCUCCGAAUGCAACCCGGCCGGAAUAUGGUGUUGGAGGACGUGGCGGCAGUGUCCAUAUGGGUCGUGCAAGGUGGACUGAUGAGGAAGCAAUGAAGAUUAAGGAGUUGGAGGCUGCUAAUAGGAAAGGGAAAGUCUUUGUGGACAGUUGGGAUGAUAGGAUGAGCGAAAUGAGUGUGCUGAUGAAACAAGUGAGGGAACCUGGGGCGCGCGGAUCAUACUUAAAGGAUUCGGAGAAAGCCGAGAUGUAUAAGAAGCAUAAGGAGGAUCCUGAGGUGUAUACUGUGGAGAAAUUGGCAAAAGAGUACAGGAUAAUGAGGCAGAGAGUACAUGCUAUUCUAUGGUUGAAGGAAUUAGAAGAAGAGGAAGAGAAGAAGUUGGGCCGUAAGUUAGAUGAUUCAGUGGAGCUAUUGCUUGACACUUUCCCUGAAUUCUUUAAUUCUCACGACAGGGAGUUCCAUGUUGCAUCCCUUCCUUACAAACCGGACUUCAAAGUUAUGCCUGAAGGCUGGGAUGGCACAACUAGGGACCCCGAUGAAGUGCAUUAUGAGAUAUCAAUGAAGGAAGAUGAGAUGUUAUAUCAAGAGUUUGUCCAAAGAAUGAACUUUAACAAGAUGAAGAUGAAUAAGGAGGUGAAAUGUCACAAAUAUAGCCGUAGGCGCCCAUCUGAGGGUUGGAACAUGACAGUUGAGAAAUUAGGAGCCCGAGGAAAGCGUGGAGAUGGUGGUGGCUGGAAAUUUGUAAGCAAGCCAGAUGGUUCCACUCGACCCCUGAAUGAGUAUGAAAAGAUGUUUGUUAAGAGAGAGACUCCUCGCCGACGCCGAAAAAUUCUUCCUUGACAUGAAUGAAUGAGUAUGAAAGAUGUUUGUUAAGAGAGAGACUCCUCGCCGACGCUGAAAAAUUCUUCCUUGACAUGAAUCAAUGCCAUGAUGUUUCUUUCUGUAUCAAUUUUGUGGGGUUGAGCCAUCAUCAAGUUUCUCGUAGUUCUUUCCUUUUUCUUUUUUUUUUUUUGUUUUUUUUUUCUUGAGAUUUUGUACCGUCAGGUGGAUAUGUCUAUGCUUAUCGGUCACCUCACCAGUGUUGAUUGAAGACUGUUCACAUAUCCUUCUAUAACUGACGAAUGUUU
Messenger RNA from Oldenlandia corymbosa var. corymbosa, 1735 nucleotides. The record is from the annotation of a GenBank genome assembly. NCBI's taxonomy places the organism in Eukaryota, Viridiplantae, Streptophyta, Magnoliopsida, Gentianales, Rubiaceae.